This is a messenger RNA of Coregonus clupeaformis (lake whitefish), 1616 nucleotides long. RefSeq names its product meiotic recombination protein REC8 homolog. Bases 144 to 1118 code for a protein of 324 amino acids. The record is from RefSeq and is a predicted model, not a curated record. The transcript has 9 exons. NCBI's taxonomy places the organism in Eukaryota, Metazoa, Chordata, Actinopteri, Salmoniformes, Salmonidae.
GUGAACAAGAAAUAGAAAGAGACAGAGAAGAAGAGAUAGAGAGGACAAGAGAGCUGAUUGGAUCCCUUAUUGGACUGCCGCCCACCACCCUAUCCAGCGAGGACCCCACAGUGCUGCCUGAUGAGGAGACAGAGUUGCUGCCCAUGGAGAUGUCUGCAGUGCUGGCAGAGGAGAGGACCCCAGUGUCUGUUCCUCUGCCCCCUUCCACACCCGGUGAACCAGAGGAGAGAAGGAUGGAUGGAGAGAGGGAGAGAUGGAGAGAUAGCCCCACCCUACAGGAUGUUACUCCCCCAAUGAAGCGACCUCGCAGGAGGCAGCUGCUCUUCAUCGACCAGGAAACACAGAUUACCCAGGAGGCACUGCAGCAACAGAUAGACAACACGCUCAUACAGACCAGGCCCCUGGUUGUAAUCAGUGGUCUCUCUAAGAGAACAGUGUCUCCAGCUGAUCUCCUUGGUAACCCAUGCACCACCCUCCCUCCGGAGCUGCUGUUGCCAUGGAAACAGGUGGCGGUCGUCACAGCGCUCACUGGCUCCGCCCUGCUGGUAGGGAGGACAGAGACAGACUCGGAGUCAGAGAGAGAGAGGGAUAGAGAGAGAGUGAUGGAGGCAGCGGAGGAGGGAGACAGAGAGCAGGAGGAAGAGCUCAGCUCUAAAGAGGUACCUAGAGAGUUGGCAGAGUCAGGCCUGUCCCAGCCUGAUGUUUCCACUCGGUCGCCGCUGUCCCUGGAGGGCUCUGAUAGAGACAUGUCCCGGGAGAACUCCCCUCUGGACACACCCGAGAGCAGAGGGUCUCCUGUCCCCAGGUCUGUGUCCAAACUGAUGGACAUUCCAGAGGAGGGCGAGGGACCGCUGGAGAGAGAGCCAGAGCACAUACCCCUGGCUGACCUAUCAGCAGAGCUACUGGACACAGUGACAGAGCCUCUUGAGGAUCAUGAAGUGGUGCUGUUCCACUCUCUGCUGCCCCCACUGGCCCAACGCAGUAGUGUCACUCACUCAUUCUGGACCCUACUGGAGAUGGUAACUGCCAGGAGACUAUGUGUGCAGCAGGAUGAACCUUAUGGUGACAUCAUCAUUUCACCUGGACCCAACUACGAGGAGGGGAAUGAGAGUGUGUAACACACACACACACACACACACACACACACAACUGGAGAUACUGUUUCUUCAAAGAUGACUUUCAAAUAGAUCUCACACAGAUAGUUUGAUUGUGGUAACAAAAAGAGACGACAGUUGACCUGUUCCUCUUUGCUUAUCGUAAUUUAGGAGUUGCGUUUUUGUUGGUCAUUUAUCAGAACCUCUUAUCCAAAGCAGCUUACAGUAGUGAGUACACACAUUUGUCUUACUGGUCCCCAGUGGGAAUCGAACCCACAAUCCUGGCAUUGCAAGCGCCAUGCUCUACCAACUAAGCCACACAGGACAUUUUGUAAAGUUUUUAAAGUUUUAAAGCAGGUUUUGCUUUGUCUUAUUAUAUUAUGUGACUAAAGACUGAAGACUGAAUUUAAUAUUCAAUAUCACAUUUAAAAAAAGCAUUUUAAAUGACUUUUCCGCCAUUUCUAUUUACAUAGUAUUUUUACCUAAUCUUUGCCUGUGCUGACAUGUAAAGGGCUUAGUGUG